Messenger RNA from Neltuma alba, 1431 nucleotides. Its product is annotated as putative disease resistance RPP13-like protein 1. The coding region runs from base 1 to 1431 and encodes 476 amino acids. The record is from RefSeq and is a predicted model, not a curated record. Lineage: Eukaryota; Viridiplantae; Streptophyta; Magnoliopsida; Fabales; Fabaceae. Gene Ontology annotation, biological process: defense response to other organism. The transcript has a single exon. Gene Ontology annotation, molecular function: ADP binding.
AUGGGCGGGGUGGGUAAGACAACCCUUGCACGACUUGUUUAUGACGAUCUAAGGAUGAAGGAUCAUUUUCAACAUAAAGCUUGGGUGUGUGUUUCUGAAGAAUUUGAUGUUGAUCACCUCACAAAAGCAAUUCUUGAGUCACUUGAUUGUCCAACUAAACCAGAUUUUCACUCAAAUCAGUCUGAGCUAAAAGAGACAUUGAUGGGCAAGAAAUUUUUUCUCGUUCUUGAUGAUGUCUGGAAUUGUCAAAGUUGGGAGGUUUUCACAGCUCCUUUGAGACAAGUAGCACCACAGAGUAAGAUUCUUAUCACAACCCGUGAUAAAACGGUAGCAGAAGUUAUGUGUUGUACUUCUACAUAUCCUUUGAAGCCGUUACAAGAUGGAGAUUGUUGGAAUUUAUUUGUGAAACAUGCAUUUAACAACCAACCCAAUGCUGUUGAUCCAGAUCUUGUACGGAUUGGUAAAGAAAUCAUAAAGAAAUGUGGAGGAUUGCCUUUAGCAACAAAAACACUGGGAAGUUUGUUGCAGAUAAAACUCUCUUUUCAACACUGGAAUAAGAUUUUGAAAAGUGAGCUUUGGGCAUUGUCAGAAGAUCGUAGCAAUAUUAUUCCAUCUUUAAGAUUAAGCUACCACUAUUUACCGUCAAAUCUAAAACGUUGCUUUGCAUAUUGCUCCAUCUUUCCCAAAGAUUAUGACAUAGACAAGAAUGACCUAAUCCAAUUGUGGAUGGCAGAUGGUUUAAUAUAUCCAACUCAGAGAAGUACGAGCCUUGAAGAAACAGGUGAUGAAAUUUUCAAAGAUCUAGAGUCUAGGUCUUUUUUUGAGCCAUCAAAAAGAGGUGGUGAUUACUUCAUCAUGCAUGAUCUUCUGAAUGAUUUAGCAAAAUCUGUGGCAGGAGAGUUUUUUGUGUUGCUCGAUGCUGCUCAGACACAAGAUAUGUCAACCAAGACUCGCUACCUUUCAUAUAUAAGAUGCAAAAGUGAUAAUGUUGACAUGUUUGAGAAAGUUUUAAAAUGCCACCAAUUACGUAGUUUCAUCCAAUUUGACAGUCUUAGCAUUGGCGAUGAUAUAAUGUCCAGGCUUUGUCGUCUCAAGUACAUACGACAAUUAUCUUUGAAUGGAUCUCAAAAUCUGAGAAGCUUGACAGAUGGCAUUAGCAAUUUAAAGCACCUGCAUUAUUUGGAUCUUUCGUUCACUUCAGUUAAGAAAUUGCCGAAUUCAAUAUGCUUGUUGAUUAAUUUACAAACAUUGAAAUUAAGAGGCUGUCAUGACUUGACUGAGCUGCCGUCAAAUUUGUACAAACUCAUCAACUUGCGUCAUCUUGACUUGGAAGGCUGUGGCAUACGGAAGAUGCCAAGAGGUAUGGGAAAGUUAAAUCAGCUCCAAACAAUGAAUCAGUUUGUUGUGGCAAAAAAGGAGGAUCAAAUAUAA